AUGAAGCCCCUUUUACAACUAGAGAAUGCUCUCCGGACGGUGCUGGAAGUGUCCCAACAGCAUGACAUAGCAGAAACUCUUGCAUCGCUUCGCAGAGCAGAGCCGUCAUGCGACUCAGGCCUCGCCUCGACCGCGAGUCGAAUCGUUGAUUUGGCAUCCGAGGUGGUUCAGCUGCUAGAACCGGCUCAUCUUAUCCUGGCUAAUCAUCUAUUCGCAUACCAGUAUACGCAGUCACUGGCCAGCGCGGUUGAGCUGCGGAUUCCCGAUCAUCUCAAAUCGGGUCCUCAGACACUGGAGCAACUGGCGGCACUCAGCGAGGCGCGGCCGGAUAGGCUGCGACAGGUCCUCCGACUGCUGUACAACCAUGGCAUAUUUGCUUACGAUGCAGCAACAGAUACAAUACGAAAUAACGAAGCUUCUGAACUGUUGCAGCGGACGCAUAGGGGCCAGUGGCAUCAAUGGGCAUCUGUUUGCUGCCGCGAAUUCUACGAGAUGGCCCAGGGCCUUCCCUACCUUGAGCGCAGCGGAACCAUGAUCCGUCUCCGAGGAUGUAUGGGGGCUGCAGCCAUCGCACAGACUCCCGGCAUGGUCUCCAGCUAUCCAUGGCACGAACUGGCCAACAGCACCCUUGUGGACCUGGGCGGUGGUGAUGAGUUUCUGAUGGCUGCCCUGCUACGAGAGGUUCCCACGCUGCAGGGCGGCAUUCUGGAUACACCACGAGUCCUACCAUUCCUGCAUGAAGCCUUCCAUUCUGCGUCGGGCCAGCAUGUGGAUGUGGGCGCGUAG
Molecule: messenger RNA, 786 nt
Organism: Aspergillus fischeri NRRL 181
Lineage: Eukaryota; Fungi; Ascomycota; Eurotiomycetes; Eurotiales; Aspergillaceae
Exons: 3
Coding region: 1-786 (261 amino acids)
Molecular function (GO): methyltransferase activity
Source: RefSeq, a predicted model, not a curated record